Messenger RNA from Gadus chalcogrammus (walleye pollock), 1894 nucleotides. RefSeq names its product NHERF family PDZ scaffold protein 4b (gene nherf4b). Gene Ontology annotation, cellular component: apical plasma membrane. Gene Ontology annotation, biological process: protein localization to plasma membrane. The record is from RefSeq and is a predicted model, not a curated record. NCBI's taxonomy places the organism in Eukaryota, Metazoa, Chordata, Actinopteri, Gadiformes, Gadidae. Gene Ontology annotation, molecular function: signaling receptor binding; protein-membrane adaptor activity. The transcript has 10 exons.
AUGAGCAAAUUCACUUAAUCCCAAGAAGGAAUCAACAACCCAACGAUGGCCAACACAGACGAAUCAGAAUAUGUUUCCAAGCCCACGCCGCGGCUCUGCUUCCUCCGGCGUGACGAGGGCGAGAGGUACGGGUUCAACCUGACCGUGGAGAGGGGCUCCCGGGGUCACCUGGUCCGGAAGCUGGCGUCGCGGGGGGCGGCGGAGCGCAGCGGCCUGCGGGACGGCGAUCGGGUCCUGGAGGUCAACGGGUUCUUCGUGGACGACGUGUCUCAAGCCGUGAUUGCCCGGAGGAUCAGGAUCAGCGGAAACCAGCUGUGUGUGUUAGUGCUGGACCAGGAGGGCUACGAGAGGGCCCGGGCCCAGGGGGACGACCUCCUGCCAUUGGUGAAGUCACAUGAGAUGAAGGGCUGCAAGUCACCCAGGCUCUGCCAUGUGACCAGGAACCACUCUCUCUCUGGCCUGGGAGUCAGCUUCAACCCUGUGGAAGGAGAGAAGGGCCACUUCUCGGUGGGCCUGGUGCAUGGGGGGGCCGCGGAGAAGGCAGGGCUGCGCCGGGGAGACCGCCUGGUGUGGAUGAACGGUGCGGCGGUGUCCGACCUCACGCACUCUGCCCUCACCAAGAUGGUGAAGAAAUGCGGCGAUCACAUCACCCUUCUGGUGGUGGACAGCGAGACUGAGAAGAAGUACGUCCAGCAGAAGUGGCCCAUCCUCCCGGCCAUGGCGGUUCCCUGUAACCUGCCCCACCGAGCCAGGAGCCUGGCCCUGGCCCUGGGGCCCCAUGGCUACGGCUUCCUCCUGAAGGAGGGGAAAACCUUUUCAGGACGAACAGUUCAUGUGGUGCAGGAGGUGCAUGACGACAGCCCAGCACAGAGGGCAGGUAUGCAGGCGGGCGAGCUGCUACUGGAGGUGGACUGGGAGUCGGUGGAGUCCCUAGCACACAAGGAUGUGGUGGAGCGAGUCAAACAGAGCAGUCCCCAGAUCACACUCACCAUCAUCUCCGCCCAGGGGCUGGACUUCUACAGCAAGCUUGGUUUAUCUCCGGUUCUUUUCUGUGGAGACGAAGCUGGUGGGGAACAGCAGGAAAGGGACACUCCUUUGCCUUCAGUAACAGAGGAGACCCCAGAGCAGGUUGUAGCUAGCUUGUGUGCUAGCCUAGAGGACUCUGUAGCUAGCCUGUCUGCUACCUCAGAGGAGGUUGUGGAUGGCCUGCCUGCUCAAAGACACUGUGUCAUUGAAAAAGGACCUCUGGGAUUCGGCCUUGACUUUGACUCUGUCCAACACACUUCUGGGACCGUUGUCAGCCAGGUGACUCCGGGGGGGCCUGGCCACAGAGCAGGACUGGCAGAAGGUGAGGUGGUCGUUGAGGUCAACGGACACAAUGUUGAGAGGAAAUACCUGGAAGAUGUGCUCAUGUUGGUGAAGGCAGGUGGGAAACAUCUCUCCCUGGUGGUUAAGAAUCAAAGUCACCACAGCAACGAUCAGGAUCAGACAUGCUCUGGAUUGGAAUCUCAUGACUCUGAGGAGGAAGCUGGAGAUUCAUUUCUUUGAGAGAUAUUCUAAAGGCAUCAGUCAACGUAUAGGCCUACCCCUAAAACUACCUAAGGCACCAUUACUGUGUCAUAUAUAUUAUAAUGAAUCAAUGAUCAGACAAAUAUCUCAGACAAACUAUGAGUGAUCUCAAAUGUACAAAUAAAUGUAUAUUUAAAUGAGCUGUCUUCAGGCAAUGUUUAUAGCAGAAUAUAUAGCAUAUAUAGUACAUAAACAAACAAACACGAUGUAUUAACUGAAUAUAAAAGUAUAAAAAGAAUAAAAAAUAAUGGAAAUUUAUAUUGAAUUUGGAUUCGGGUAAAAAUAAAAUAUAUGUAUUUUAAUAAUUCGAAUUGUGCUAUCUUCU